AUGAGCGAAGAAGAAUCGUUAGAAGUUUUAUUAGCUGAACGGAUUAACGCUGCAAAGGAUCUUUUCUCGAAGCUACACGAGGAUCAGUAUGCCAAGAUACUGGGGAUUGGGAAAUUUCGCAAUCGACUAGCCAGCGAGCUUCGUUUUCUUGAAGGAAUUUCUGAGGGUAAAACCCAAUUACUACGGAAAUACAUCGAUACGUCAAAUGUUACACAUUUUGAGAAUAUUUUCAAUCAGAUUACGAAACUGAACAAAGUUAAAGCCAUUUUGCACACUUUCACCCUCGUGGAUAAAGAAAAUGGAGAAACCUUAAAACAUACAGCUGAUUUAGUUGCAGACGGAGGUGAACAAUGGGUGAAGGUGGUUUCCCGAAGCGCUAAAGGUGUAGCUAUGGACUGGUUGACGGGAAAUGAUCGAAACAUUUUUGAUCAGGCAUCAGCUUACCUUCAAACAGCUAUUCUUUUUCCGACUGGAUUUGUUGUACCAAAGAUCACAUUUUUCUUUAUGGGUGGUGUACCGGAUAAAAUGGCCGAAAGGCUACGCAGAAUGGGAAUUCGAGUUCAUGGAGAAGAGGUUUUACUUGACGAUCUAGUGAAAGUUCCUAGCGACUUGCUAGAGGCUCUCGAAGAGAAAGAAGAUCUUAGAAUACCAAUAAAUUCCGACGAUAAUGAGUUACCGCCAGAUGCUCCAAUUAAUUUGGAUGUUAGCACUGUAUUUGUUUUGGUGUCUAAUCUCACACAUGAAGGAGGAACGGAACACAACUUUCAAAGCAAGUUGCUACGCGAGCAAGCCGUCUGGGAGAAGAGUGCUCCGGAGAAAGAAAAGUUGCUACACCAAAUUGAGGGUCAUCGAUGGAUUAUUUGUCAAACUGCAUAUGAAAGUGUUGUCAAUAUCGUAUCUACAGUAGCCGGACCAGCAGAAAAAAAACGGGUAGAAGAGUUACUUAAAAACGUUGAAGUUGUGGAAGAUAAACUGACUGAACGAUCAGCUUCACUGCCCGAUAGUGAGCGGAUUAGCGCACGGAGCAGGGUAAUUUUCGGGUCUGGUGAUUACUACCGAGCUGUGACGACAACCGCUAAUAAGCAUUUUGUCUCAUCUGCUUAUCACCAGGGUGUAUGCUUCAAUGUACUGGUACACGAACCACGAGCACUUAGCGAGCAAAAAGAGGAUGUUGGUAUUAAAAAGAUGAGUGCCGAUUCGGUCCCGAAAUAUUUGCUCCGGAAGAUCGACUGCAAUCAGCAAGCUGUUAGGAAUGUCAAAUAUAAUGUCGAUGGCAAUUAUGUAUUAACCUGCGGCUCCGACAAAACGAUAAAGCUCUGGAAUCCAAACACGGGUGCUCAUGUUAGCACAUUUAUGGGUGUGGGCAACGAGAUAUUAGACAUGGCUUCUUCUUCGGACAACUCGCAACUUGCUGCUGGUGGACUUGAUAAAUGUGUCACGGUUAUUGAUGUGGAGACCGGGAAAACGGUUAGAAAAUAUCGAAAUCAUGCCGCCAAAGUUAACGUUGUCUGUUAUAAUGAAGAAUCGAACUGUCUCUUGUCUGGGUCGAUGGAUACAACUGUUCACGUUUAUGAUGUGAGAACCAAAAAUGAAAAAGCUAUUCAGAUUUUUAAUGAAGCAACUGAUGCGAUACUUUCGAUAGAUGUAAAUGGACACGAUAUCGUGGUUGGAUCAGCUGAUGGUCACUACAGACAUUAUAGCGUGCGUGAUGGAGUGGUAAAUGAAGAUUUUCUUGGCGAAUCGGUGACGUCGGUUUCGUUUACCCCAGAUGGAAAUUGCAUACUUGCUUCCACUUUGGAUAGCACAUUGAGACUGAUGGACAAAUCAAACGGAAAAAUGCUCGCACAAUAUAAGGGUCAUCAAAAUCGCGACUUUAUGAUUCGAUCUUGUAUUCUUGCCUCGAUCACCGAAGUUGCAACAGGGAGCGAAGAUGGAAACGUUCAUGUUUACAAUUUAAUCGAUCAAGCAUCGUUAGUACGUCUACCCCACAAAAGCCCUGUUGUGCAUACAGUAGCUGCUCAUCCAAAGAAACAGGAGCUGGUAUCAGCUUGUGCAAGCCUCAUCUAUUUUUAUUAUCACGCGAUGAUUUAUGUUGUCGUUGGUGGCGGCGUUGCAGGAGUCUCUUGUGUUAGAUGUCUACGGCAAAAUUUAUCACAGGAAGAUGAGGUGUACUUGAUCACAGCAGGACGUCAUGUAAAAAGCAUUCACAAUUGGAUUAAGGUCGGACAGUUCACCGAACUGUUUGAUGUGAAAGAAGAGGGACUUUCGUUUGCCGGUGAAGGUGUGCACGUAAUUUCAGCAAGUGUCACAUCUUGGGAUUACAAAAACAAAAGUCUCUAUUUUUCCAAUGGUAAGAAAUUAGCGUUUGAUCGACUUGUGAUUGCAACUGGAGCUAGGCCAAAGAAUCCGUAUCCACAUGUUUCUCGAGUGUUGACUCUUCGUGACACCGAAACGGCUCGCCAUUUGGAAGAAAGAUUGGCAGGGGCUCGAAAAGUGGCAAUCAUUGGAAAUGGAGGCAUCGCCACUGAAUUGGUCUAUGAACUACGGAAAGUCGAGAUUUUCUGGUGCAUUCGAGAAGAACACAUUUCCGCCGUUUAUUUCGAUGUGGCGACGGCAAAGUUUCUGGAAGACCGAGCGAAAGUUGGACGUAAAGGAGCUGAAAAGAACCAAGAGCCUGUGAAGCGCAUGAAGUAUGCGGAUGCUGGAGAAGGGUCCUCAACAAAUUGUGACACGACCACCGGAUGUGCUCUGGGGCCUGAUUGGAGUACUGUUGUCAAACUCGAAGGAGGAUCUGAAGGUCAUAAUGUGCAUGUUAUCCCGAAAGUGGAAGUUGUCUCUUUGGUCGAGAAAACGGAUUCGUUAAACCUGCAUUUAUCAAAUGGAACUACUCUAGAGGUCGAAAUCGUAAUUUGGGCAACGGGAGUAGUGCCGAAUAGCGAAGUUUGGAGGAGAGAUUGUCCUGAGUUAAAACUUGCCGCCGAUAAUGGUAUUUGCGUUGAUGAAACCAUGCGCACUUCAAUCGGCGAUGUAUGGGCAUGUGGUGAUGUUUGUACGGUUGAAUGGCCAACGAAUGCCUACUGGACUCAAAUGCGUACAUGGACUCAAGCUCGACAAAUGGGAGAUUAUACCGCACGACGAGUUCUCAAUUUGUGCGAUUCCCUUGAUUUUUGUUUUGAAAUGUUUGCUCAUUGUACUACAUUUUAUGGAUACAAAAUUGUUCUUCUUGGCGAUUUUAAAGCGACUCAUCAACCCGAUGGCUGGUACAUAAUAGAAAGAAUCAUUGACGAUUUUCAAUUGGCUCGUUGUGUAAUGGAGUCUCAUCGGGUGCGUGGUGCUGUUCUUAUCGGGGAAACGGAUCUCGAAGAGGUGCUCGAAAAUUUGAUAUUGAACGGCACAGAUAUGACUGGUCUGGAAGAAGAGUUUCUCGAUCCGGACGUUCAUCUCGAGGACUACUUUGAU
Messenger RNA from Mesorhabditis belari, 3459 nucleotides. Lineage: Eukaryota; Metazoa; Nematoda; Chromadorea; Rhabditida; Rhabditidae. The record is from the annotation of a GenBank genome assembly.